Molecule: messenger RNA, 1552 nt
Organism: Argiope bruennichi
Lineage: Eukaryota; Metazoa; Arthropoda; Arachnida; Araneae; Araneidae
Product: ruvB-like 1
Exons: 11
Coding region: 92-1462 (456 amino acids)
Biological process (GO): chromatin remodeling; regulation of transcription by RNA polymerase II; box C/D snoRNP assembly
Cellular component (GO): Ino80 complex; Swr1 complex; NuA4 histone acetyltransferase complex
Molecular function (GO): ATP binding; DNA helicase activity; ATP hydrolysis activity
Source: RefSeq, a predicted model, not a curated record
AGAUCUUGAAAUUGUUGUUUAAAACCUUGUGAAACUUCUGCUCUUUAUAUUAAUAACAUUUUGUUUUUGAUUUAAAAAUUUUUUCAUUAAAAUGAAGAUAGAAGAAGUAAGAAGUACUACUAAAGCUCAGCGUGUUGCAGCUCACAGUCAUAUUAAAGGAUUGGGUCUUGAUGACAGUGGUUUAGCAAUUGACAUUGCUGCCGGCCUUGUUGGUCAGAAAGCAGCGCGUGAGGCUGCUGGAAUCAUUGUUGAUUUAAUCAAUUCCAAAAGAAUGGCAGGGAGAGCUCUUUUGAUGGCUGGACCACCUGGAACUGGGAAGACUGCAAUUGCUCUUGCUAUUGCACAAGAGCUAGGUAACAAAGUUCCUUUUUGCCCUAUGGUUGGAAGUGAAGUAUACUCUUCUGAAAUUAAGAAGACUGAAGUUUUGAUGGAAAAUUUUAGACGAGCUAUUGGUCUAAGAAUCAAGGAAGUUAAGGAAAUCUAUGAAGGUGAAGUGACAGAAAUCUCUCCUGUCGAAAGUGAAAAUCCCAUGGGAGGUUAUGGCAAAACAACAACUCAUGUAGCAAUUGGCUUAAAGACAGCUAAAGGUUUAAAGAAAUUGAAAUUAGAUCCUACUAUUUUUGAGAGUAUUCAAAAAGAAAAGGUUACAGUAGGUGAUGUAAUUUACAUUGAAGCCAACAGUGGUGCUGUUAAGAGACAAGGAAGAUGUGACAAUUAUGCAACAGAAUUUGAUCUAGAAGCUGAAGAAUAUGUUCCCUUGCCAAAGGGGGACGUUCAUAAAAAGAAAGAAAUUGUUCAGGAUGUCACUCUUCAUGAUUUAGAUGUUGCUAAUGCCAAGCCUCAAGGUGGUCAAGACAUCCUUUCAAUCAUGAGCAUGCUAAUCAAGCCUAAGAAAACUGAAAUUACGGAUAAACUUAGGAAAGAGAUAAACAAAGUUGUGAAUAAAUAUAUUGAUCAAGGUAUUGCUGAACUUGUACCUGGGGUUCUUUUUAUUGAUGAAGUUCAUAUGCUGGACAUUGAAUGCUUCACAUAUUUGCAUAGGGCAUUAGAAUCCUCCAUUGCACCAAUAGUUAUAUUUGCUACAAAUAGAGGGAGAUGCCCAAUUAGAGGGGCUGAAGACAUAAUUUCAUCUCAUGGAAUCCCUGUUGAUUUGUUAGAUCGCCUAAUGAUUAUCCGAACUUUGCCUUAUUCUAAUGCUGAAAUGAUUCAGAUCUUAAAAAUUCGGGCAACUGUUGAAGGAAUAAAUAUUGAUGAAGAGUCACUUUUGGCUUUAGGAGAAAUUGGAGUGAAAACAACAUUAAGGUAUGCUGUGCAGCUAAUGAGUCCAGCAAGCUUGCUUGCAAAAGUAAGUGGUCGUACUUCAGUUAAAAAACAAGACAUUGAAGAGGUCUGUGGAUUGUUCCGCGAUGCCAAGUCUUCUGCUAAGUUGCUGCUGGCACAAAGUGACAAAUAUUUGAAAUGAACUGAAUAAUUGUAUUCUAUCACUGUAUUGAUAUUCCAUAAUCAUCUUCUGCACAAUUAAACCUUUAGAAUCAUUAUUUCAUUGUAAAAA